GGCGGCACUGACUGGCACUGAUAGGCGGCACUGAUAGGCAUUGAUAGGUGGCACUGACUGGCACUGAUGGGUGACAUUGAAAGGCAGCUCAGAUGGGCACUGAUAUGUGGCAUUGAUGUGCACUGGUAUGCACUAUGUGGCACUGAUGGGCACUGGCACGUGGCACUGAUGGGCACUGGCACGUGGCACUUCUGGGGCCACACUGAUCAUCAGGGCACACUGAUCAUCACUGUCAGCGUGACGUCUUCAGGUCUUUCCCUGAGCCACGCAUGCGCAGUGAGAAUGGUAGGACGU
Staurois parvus is the source of this 294-nucleotide messenger RNA. NCBI's taxonomy places the organism in Eukaryota, Metazoa, Chordata, Amphibia, Anura, Ranidae. The record is from the annotation of a GenBank genome assembly.